This is a messenger RNA of Suricata suricatta (meerkat), 4132 nucleotides long. It is a transcript of the gene SUOX, whose product is annotated as sulfite oxidase. Gene Ontology annotation, molecular function: molybdenum ion binding; oxidoreductase activity; heme binding. Gene Ontology annotation, cellular component: mitochondrion. The record is from RefSeq and is a predicted model, not a curated record. NCBI's taxonomy places the organism in Eukaryota, Metazoa, Chordata, Mammalia, Carnivora, Herpestidae. Bases 1910 to 3631 code for a protein of 573 amino acids. The transcript has 4 exons.
UUCAGUGUUUUAGUGAAUCAGAAACACACCCUCUCCUAUAUCUUGGUACCUACCUCCUUUUAAGUUCCCUUUAAUCUUUUCUUGUAUAGUGAAAUAGCCCAAUUUGGAAAAUAUUCCCUUUAUUGCUAUUUAAUUGCUCCUAUUGCCAGGCCACUAGAGAGCUCAUCAAAUCUGACCUAACUUAUUUUUAUAGACCCCUUAACGGAAUAUAUAUUGGGACCGGGGGGUGGGGGAAUAUCUGGGCAAAUAAUUUUUGAGACUGGAGGGAAAGGUGGUAUUUGUAAAUCCUUUGAAGUAUUCUGCAAAAGUUUAUGUGCAUUUCUCCAGGGAAAGUUUGCCUUGCUAUUAUCUCAGAGGAGUCUGUGACCUAAAGAAGGUUAAAGAAAUCACUUAAUUUGUAUUUUUAAUUGAUCAUGUGACUUCCACCCCAACAGGAAAAUUUCUCCUAGAUCUGCUCUUGUUUGCUACUGUACUUGAAGCCCUUCAGUCCAUCACAGUCUAAAUGGAGGGUUUGGGGGAGGAGAAUGAUACAGGAUCAGGUAUGGUUGCAGAAGUACAGGAAAGAGGACUGGUGCCAGACAGAGCUGGCAUUGCAAUCCCAUCUACCAGCUUACCAGCUGUGGUCUUGAUCUAGGUACUUUAGCUGCUCUCUGCCUCAGUUUCUUCUGUAAAAUGAAGAAAAGCUGAGGUUCAAAGGUCAGUUAUGUAAAGUAUGUGUAGGGCACACAAGGUGAUAUUGUUAUUAUGGAGAAGUCUUAUCUUGCGGCCUCAGACAGUCCCUAACUGAUAUCUCUGUAUCCUUGGGCUGAGCCUAAUUUUCAAAGCUGGUAGUAUAGGUUGGGCAUCAGAUCCCUCCAAUGACUUAACUGAACACAGUUGAGCUGGAAUUUCCAAAGCCCUCAAGGCCAAAAUCACCUUUUCACUGUCAAUUUCCCUUUCCUUCUGUCUCUUAGUACCCGCCCCCCGCCAAGUUGAUUCUUGACAAAAGCUCUCCUUCACUUUAAGAGUCUCAUGCUCUACCGACUGAGCUAGCCGGGCAGUUUCUCCUUCACUUUAGGAGAGCAGAAAGGGAGAAGAAAUGAUCUUCCAAAAUUAAAGAUGAAGACCUUCGCUUAUUAAGCUUGUAGUUCAACCUUCUGGUCUCUAGAGGGCAGUGGGGAUAUGUUUGCCUCAGGCUCACAGCCGGCUAAUAACAAAAUAAGUUUUCAGUACUGCAAACCAUAAAAGGGUAAUGGCAAACGUAUUUUUAGUGCUCUCUACACUGAGAUUAUGAGUGAUUAUAAUAUUCCUGCUUGGGCGUGUUAAAAUAUAGUUCUUGUUAUGACUGAUUUUUUUAAUUGACAACUAAAAAACGGUGUAUAUUUGUUGGUUCCAUACUUUGGGAAGAAAAUAGUCAAGUCCAAGGGACCUAGUCUUUGAACCACCAUAUUUUUCUGCUCUUAUUCUUGGAUAUAAUAGAAUUGAGCACUUGACCUUGUUUUCACUGAAAGACAGACAAACCGGGCUGUUGUAGCUGCAACACAGAUGUUUGUCAAAAACAAGGUAAAGGCGGAGCUCACAGUCGGGAGAAAGCCGGCUGGAUUUCCAGGCCUUCUCAGUGAACGCACCUUGUUGUCUCAGCUGUAGGGGCAGGGCGGGGCAUCUCAAAACCUCCCACCUCUCAGCCCAGCCUCUGGAGCCCUCGUCACCUUCCACUCCCCGGCUCCCGACUACAGUAGGGUCCCUCUCCUUGUCGAGCAGGGACUGGAAACACAAAACAGCCAGUCUUAGCUCCGAACCUUCGUGGCACCCCGCCUGCCUCGGCCUCCAGGAGGCGGGCACAGCAGCUUGCAGGCGGCCCAAAGCCAGCCAAUGGCUUGGGGACGAGCAGGGAGGCGAGAGUGCUUCUUCACUGGGGCCCAACGUCACGAUGCUGGCCCCGCCCCUUCGCCAGCAGUCUCCGGGAGCUGGGCGCGUAAGUCAGCCACCCAGCGGACGCCGAACCUGGUCUGUCACAAUGCUGCUGCACAGAGCUGUGAUCCCCUAUCUCCGACAGGCCUGCAGACUCAAGUCAGCCCCCUCAAGGGUCUGCAUUCGGGCCUGCUCUACAGAUGAUUCACUUCAGCCCCAGUGCCCCAGCCUUGCCUUCUCUGGUGAUGAUUCCAGCACUGGGGGAUGGAAAGUCAUGGGUACUCUGCUAGGCCUUGGUGCAGUGUUGGCCUAUCAUGACCACCGGUGCAAGGCUGCUCAGGAGUCACCACGUGUGUACACAAGAGAGGAAGUGAGAUCUCACAGCAGCCCUGAGACUAGGAUCUGGGUGACUCUGGGCUGUGAGGUGUUUGAUGUUACUGAAUUUGUGGACCUACACCCUGGGGGGCCAUCAAAGCUGAUGCUAGCAGCAGGGGGUCCUCUAGAGCCCUUCUGGGCCCUCUAUGCUGUUCAUAACCAGCCCCAUGUACGUGAGAUGCUGGCUCAGUACAAGAUCGGGGAGCUGAGCCCUGAAGACGAGGUGCCUUCCACCUUGAAGACCUCUGACCCUUACGUUGAUGAUCCUGUACGUCACCCAGCCCUGAAGGUCAACAGCCAGCGCCCCUUUAAUGCAGAGCCCCCCCCUGAAGUGCUGACAGAAAGCUAUAUCACACCUAACCCUAUCUUCUUCACCCGAAACCAUCUGCCUGUACCUAACCUGGACCCAGAAACCUAUCGUCUGCAUGUAGUAGGGCCACCUGGGGGUCAGUCACUGUGCCUAUCCCUGGAUGACUUGUACAAGUUCCCCAAGCAUGAGAUCACAGUCACUCUGCAGUGUGCCGGCAACCGGCGGUCUGAGAUGACUCAGUUCAAAGAAGUGAGAGGUCUGGAGUGGAAUACAGGGGCCAUUAGCACUGCACGCUGGGCUGGGGCACGCCUCUGUGAUGUGUUAGCUAAGGCUGGUCACCAACUCUGUGAAACUGAGGCCCAUGUCUGCUUUGAGGGACUGGACUCAGACCCCACAGGGACCGCCUACGGAGCAUCCAUCCCUCUGGCUCGGGCCAUGGAUCCUGAAGCUGAGGUCCUGCUGGCAUACGAGAUGAAUGGGCAGCCUCUGCCUCGUGACCAUGGCUUCCCUGUGCGAGUGGUGGUUCCUGGUGUCGUUGGUGCCCGCCACGUCAAAUGGCUGGGCAAAGUGAGUGUGGAACCAGAGGAAAGUUACAGCCACUGGCAGCGGCGGGAUUAUAAAGGCUUCUCUCCAUCUGUGGACUGGGAUACAGUAGAUUUUGACUCAGCUCCAUCUAUUCAGGAACUUCCUGUCCAGUCAGCCAUCACAGAGCCCAAGGAUGGGGAGACCGUACAAUCAGGGGAGGUGACUAUCAAGGGCUAUGCAUGGAGUGGUGGUGGGAGGGCUGUGGUCAGGGUGGAUGUUUCUCUGGAUGGGGGCCUAACCUGGCACGUGGCUGAGCUGGAUGGAGAAGAACAGCGUCCCCGAAAGGCCUGGGCCUGGCGACUAUGGCAGCUGCAAGCCGCUGUGCCGGCUGGGAAAAAGGAAUUGAAUAUUGUUUGUAAGGCUGUAGAUGACAGCUACAAUGUGCAACCAGACACUGUGGCCCCAAUCUGGAACCUACGAGGUGUGCUCAGCAAUGCCUGGCACCGUGUCCACGUCCGUGUCGCCCCUUGAGAAGGUGAAAUGGAAUUACCCACUCCCCAGGACCAUCUUCUCAACCCCUUUCAAUACACAUCCUUUUCCCUUGCUACCACAGAAAAACUUUUUCUUCCAUCUCCACUUCUUGGAUCACAACCCUAUACUAUGCCUUCCUAAACCCCACACAAACACGCACAUUGCACAUUUCCACCCAGGCUCCAGCUCUCCUUUGACACUAUGUUAUGUAUUCCUAUUAUCCCAGGGAGAGCUGUUGGAGCAGGGGCUAGAAGUGGAGAAAUUCUGUAAACAAGCACUCUUCUUUUCCUUCCCCACAUCCACUUCUAGUGUCUAUCACAACUUUAUAUUGCUUUUCCUCUUGGGAGUCUUCAAAGACUGUGUGUGAAUAUGUGUACAAAAAGUGUAUGUGCAACUUUCUACUAACUUUUUGGUUGUCAGGGGUCGUGAGAGGUGCAAUCCUGCCCCUUAUUAGUUCCACUUUUCUAAAUACAUGAAUAAAGUAUCUGUUUAAGACUACAA